GUUCACAGAUAUUUUUCUCUUUAGAAUCUUCUGGACUUUCCCAACCCAAGCCUCCCUCCCACAUAUAAAAAUCACUUCCCAUUCUGCCUUCUACGCUGUGAAUUUCGGACGACAGAUUUCUCCAUUGUUGAGCGCUCGGAGUUUCUUGAUACUCUCUGUCAUAACAAUCAGGGGAGAUGGAGGCUGAUUGUGGCUCGACUUCGUAUUACAGCAUUCUCGGCGUCAGUUCUGGCUGUUCCGUCGAUGAAAUUCGCAGAGCUUAUCGCAAGCUCGCCAUGAAAUGGCAUCCCGAUAGAUGUGUGAAAAAUCCUUUGCCGUUAGGUACAGCCAAACGGAAAUUCCAACAAAUCCAAGAAGCCUAUUCAGUUCUAUCGGAUGAGAGAAAGAGAACGCGAUACGACGCCGGAAUUCAAGAUUUUGAUGAUGACGAAAACGACGAGGGAAUGUGCGAUUUCAUGCAAGAACUGUGGUCGCUAAUAGCGGAAGACAAGAAGAGAGAGGAAAAAAGCUGUAGCUUGGAGGAGUUGCAGGGGAUGUUGAUGGAAAUGGCGAAAGGCUUCGAUUUCAAUUGUUGGCCUUCUUACGGAACUUCUGAGUGUGAAAUUACUGAAGGGCCCAAGGAAUUACACAUCUACCAAGGCUCCGAUGUUCAUGUGUGGAACUGAUGAGAACACGUAGUUAGUAGGAGUAGUUUU
Messenger RNA from Cucurbita pepo subsp. pepo (vegetable marrow), 695 nucleotides. RefSeq lists its product as uncharacterized. The record is from RefSeq and is a predicted model, not a curated record. NCBI's taxonomy places the organism in Eukaryota, Viridiplantae, Streptophyta, Magnoliopsida, Cucurbitales, Cucurbitaceae.